AAAAGAUCGAGUGCAACCCGUUCACAUGGUUUUGGAUGACUUGAGUGCUUCAUAUACUAUUUCACCUGAGUUGAAGGACUUGAGUGCAAUUAUUUACCUACCAUUCACAAUUUAGGGUUAGAGGUGCCAACAUCUCCCCUCACUCUAUAUAUAUUUGCGUGUGCUGAGUAUCAAAGUGCCGCACUCUACAUCUGUUUUUUGGUAAUAUUUGGAGGAAAACCUCCUGUAUAUCUGAUUUGGAUUAAGUGAAUCAUAAAAACCAGCAAAAAUGGUGAAGUUCACAGCAGAGGAGCUCCGUAAAAUUAUGGACUACAAGCAUAAUAUCCGUAAUAUGUCCGUCAUUGCUCAUGUUGAUCAUGGGAAAUCUACUCUCACGGACUCUCUUGUUGCUGCUGCUGGUAUUAUUGCCCAAGAGGUUGCCGGUGAUGUUAGAAUGACAGAUACCCGUGCUGAUGAAGCCGAGCGUGGUAUUACCAUCAAGUCCACUGGUAUCUCGUUGUACUACGAGAUGUCUGAUGAGUCCCUGAAGAGCUACAAGGGUGAGAGAAAUGGCAACGAGUACCUCAUUAAUCUCAUCGACUCUCCCGGGCACGUUGAUUUCUCGUCUGAGGUGACGGCUGCCCUUCGUAUUACUGAUGGUGCUCUUGUUGUGGUGGACUGUAUCGAGGGCGUGUGUGUCCAGACUGAAACUGUCCUCAGACAGGCUCUCGGUGAAAGGAUUCGCCCUGUCCUGACUGUUAACAAGAUGGAUAGGUGCUUUCUCGAGCUCCAGGUUGAUGGUGAGGAAGCCUACCAGACCUUCCAGAGGGUCAUUGAGAAUGCUAAUGUGAUCAUGGCCACUUAUGAGGAUCCUCUCCUUGGAGAUGUCAUGGUUUACCCCGAGAAAGGCACAGUUGCCUUCUCUGCUGGUCUCCAUGGCUGGGCUUUUACUCUGACCAACUUUGCUAAGAUGUACGCCUCCAAAUUCGGUGUCGACGAGGCUAAAAUGAUGGAGAGGCUGUGGGGAGAGAACUUCUUUGAUCCGGCCACCAAGAAGUGGACCAACAAGAGCACCGGGUCCCCCACUUGUAAGCGUGGAUUUGUCCAGUUCUGUUAUGAGCCCAUCAAGCAGAUUAUCAACACCUGUAUGAACGACCAGAAGGACAAGCUGUGGCCCAUGCUUCAGAAGCUCGGUGUCACCAUGAAGUCUGAGGAGAAGGAGCUGAUGGGCAAGGCAUUGAUGAAGCGUGUCAUGCAGACCUGGCUGCCUGCCAGCAGUGCUUUGCUGGAAAUGAUGAUAUUCCACCUCCCCUCCCCUGCCACUGCCCAAAAAUACCGUGUGGAGAACUUGUACGAAGGCCCGCUUGACGAUACUUACGCUAAUGCCAUCAGGAACUGUGAUCCAGAAGGCCCCCUCAUGCUCUAUGUGUCUAAGAUGAUUCCAGCCUCCGACAAGGGGAGGUUCUUUGCUUUCGGCCGUGUGUUUUCCGGCAGGGUUUCAACUGGCCUGAAGGUCAGAAUCAUGGGUCCCAACUACGUCCCUGGCGAAAAGAAAGACUUGUACGUUAAGAGCGUCCAGAGAACUGUCAUCUGGAUGGGCAAGAAGCAGGAAACUGUAGAGGAUGUGCCAUGUGGAAACACAGUUGCCAUGGUUGGGCUUGACCAGUUCAUCACCAAGAAUGCCACCCUCACCAACGAGAAGGAAGUCGAGGCCCAUCCCAUCAGGGCUAUGAAGUUCUCCGUCUCACCAGUUGUGCGUGUUGCUGUCCAAUGCAAGGUUGCUUCCGACCUCCCCAAGCUUGUUGAAGGUCUGAAGCGUCUGGCCAAGUCUGAUCCUAUGGUUGUCUGUACCAUUGAGGAGUCUGGGGAGCACAUAGUUGCUGGUGCUGGCGAGCUCCAUCUUGAAAUCUGCCUGAAGGAUUUGCAAGAGGAUUUCAUGGGCGGUGCUGAGAUCAUAAAAUCCGACCCUGUUGUGUCCUUCCGUGAGACUGUCCUCGAGAGGUCUUGCCGCACGGUCAUGAGCAAGUCCCCCAACAAGCACAACCGUCUCUACAUGGAAGCCCGUCCCUUGGAAGAAGGCUUGGCCGAGGCCAUUGAUGACGGCAGGAUUGGCCCAAGGGACGACCCCAAGAUCAGGUCGAAGAUCUUGGCCGAGGAAUUCGGCUGGGACAAGGAGCUUGCAAAGAAGAUCUGGUGCUUUGGGCCCGAGACCAUCGGCCCGAACAUGGUGGUGGACAUGUGUAAGGGAGUCCAGUACCUGAAUGAAAUCAAGGACUCUGUGGUUGCGGGUUUCCAGUGGGCCUCCAAGGAGGGCCCGUUGGCUGAUGAAAACAUGAGGGGCAUCUGCUUUGAGGUUUGUGAUGUCGUUCUACACGCUGAUGCUAUUCACAGAGGUGGCGGGCAAGUUAUUCCGACUGCAAGGAGGGUUAUCUAUGCUGCUCACCUAACUGCUAAGCCCCGUCUGUUGGAGCCUGUUUACUUAGUCGAGAUCCAGGCUCCUGAAGGGGCCCUUGGAGGAAUCUACAGUGUGCUGAAUCAGAAGAGAGGACAUGUGUUUGAGGAAAUGCAGAGGCCCGGGACUCCUCUGUACAACAUCAAGGCUUACCUGCCGGUUAUUGAGUCCUUUGGUUUUUCGAGUCAACUUCGGGCUUCAACUUCGGGCCAGGCUUUCCCACAGUGUGUGUUUGACCACUGGGACAUGAUGAAUUCAGACCCGUUGGAGGCUGGGUCUCAGGCGGCUACGCUUGUUGAAGAGAUCAGGAAGAGGAAAGGUAUGAAGCCCAACAUUACCCCGCUGUCUGAGUACGAGGAUAAGCUGUAAGCUUGAUGUUGGUGGUCUAUUAUAAACUCUGCUGUGCUGUGGUGCCUAUUAGUAAUUGUUUUUGUUUCUGCUGUUUUAGUUUCUUUGCUUUUGGAUAAUUUGAAUAUGCUACUCUGAAGACUUUUGAGUUUUGGGAUUCAGAUUUUGUGGUUUGAGUUGUUGUGUUUGAGACUUCUUAUGAGGAGACAAUAUUAUGUUUUUCUUAGUUUUGGACUUGGUGUUGUUGGCUGUGGUAUAUGUGUUCUGCUGAUUUUUGGUUUUGUUUGGAUUUGUCUUGUGGUGGUUUUGCUUCACUUCUCUUGAUUUGGUGUGAAUAACUAUGAUGGUAUGCUAGAGGUUUGAAAGGUGGGGAUGAAUUUUGAAGUCUGAACUUGUGUCUUAACACUAUUGGCUUGCUGCAAUAUUGUGUUUGGGUGAGCUUUCUUCUUUUCCUCUCCUUUACCUAUUAUUAAUGUUCUCGGUUUUGUAGAGAACACCUUUUUGUUCCCACCUUUUUUUUUUUGACCAAAAAUCCUUCUCAAUCACUUCAUGAGAAAUAUUGAAGACUUGUUUGCUUUUCCAGUAGUUCGAAACUUUGUAUUCUUGAGCUUGAAAUCACUGAUUUUUGUAGGGAAAUGGUUAUUUCACGACUUUAUAUUGUUGAGCCUGAAAUCACUGAUUUUUGGAAAUGGUUAUUUUGAAAUCGCUAAUUUUUGUUUGGAAAUGGUUAUUUCAUGACGCACGUAUGAAUCAAACUGUACACAGAAUAUAAGGAAACAAGCCCCAGUUUCAACUUCUAAACAACAAAAUUCACAUAGAUAUCUCAAAUUUGCGAA
Messenger RNA from Striga asiatica, 3615 nucleotides. The record is from the annotation of a GenBank genome assembly. Lineage: Eukaryota; Viridiplantae; Streptophyta; Magnoliopsida; Lamiales; Orobanchaceae.